Messenger RNA from Lagenorhynchus albirostris (white-beaked dolphin), 3125 nucleotides. It is a transcript of the gene SLC16A10, whose product is annotated as solute carrier family 16 member 10. Gene Ontology annotation, biological process: transmembrane transport. The transcript is spliced from 6 exons. The record is from RefSeq and is a predicted model, not a curated record. NCBI's taxonomy places the organism in Eukaryota, Metazoa, Chordata, Mammalia, Artiodactyla, Delphinidae. Gene Ontology annotation, molecular function: monocarboxylic acid transmembrane transporter activity. Bases 1 to 1560 code for a protein of 519 amino acids.
AUGGUGCCCUCCCAGGAGGAGCCCGCCGCCGCGCGGGGGCCGAGCGAGGCGCAGCCGCCCGGCCCUGCGCCCCCAGGGGCCGCUCCGCUGCCCGGCUCGGGACCCUUGGAUGGCCCGGAGGCGGCGGGGGCCGAGAAGGUGGAGGUAGAGCUGGCGGGGCCGGCGGGGCCGGCGGGCGCUGAGCCCCUUGAGCCCCCUGAGGGCGGCUGGGGUUGGCUGGUGAUGCUGGCGGCUAUGUGGUGCAACGGGUCGGUGUUCGGCAUCCAGAACGCCUGCGGGGUGCUCUUCGUGUCCAUGCUGAAGACCUUCGGGUCCAAGGACGAUGACAAGAUGGUCUUCAAGACAGCAUGGGUAAGUUCUCUCUCCAUGGGGAUGAUUUUCUUCUGCUGCCCAAUUGUCAGCGUCUUUACAGACGUGUUUGGUUGCCGGAGAACAGCUGUCGUGGGUGCUGCUGUUGGAUUUGUUGGACUCGUAUCAAGUUCUUUUGUGAGCUCCAUCGAGCCUCUGUACCUGACCUAUGGAAUCAUAUUUGCCUGUGGCUGCUCCUUUGCCUACCAGCCUUCACUGGUCAUUUUGGGACACUAUUUCAAGAAGCGCCUUGGACUGGUGAAUGGCAUUGUCACCGCCGGCAGCAGUAUCUUCACAAUUUUGCUGCCUUUCCUUUUAAGGGUACUGACUGACAGCGUGGGCCUCUUUUAUACCCUGAGGGUCCUCUGCAUCUUCAUGUUUGUUCUCUUUCUGGCUGGCUUUACUUACCGACCUCUUGCUUCCAGUGCCAAAGAUAAAGACAGUGGAACCAAAGGAGGCAACAGAUUCUCCCUCUUUUCCAGGAGAAAGUUCAGUCCUCCAAAAAAAAUUUUCAAUUUUGCCAUCUUCAAGGUGACAGCAUAUGCAGUGUGGGCAGUUGGAAUACCACUUGCACUUUUUGGAUACUUUGUGCCUUAUGUUCACUUGAUGAAACAUGUGAAUGAAAGGUUUCAAGAUGAGAAAAAUAAAGAGGUGGUUCUCAUGUGCAUCGGCAUCACUUCAGGAGUUGGACGGCUGCUCUUCGGCCGGAUCGCAGAUUAUGUGCCUGGUGUGAAGAAAGUUUAUCUACAGGUACUGUCCUUUUUCUUCAUUGGUCUGAUGUCCAUGAUGAUUCCCCUGUGCAGCCUCUUUGGGGCCCUCAUUGCUGUCUGUCUCAUCAUGGGUCUCUUCGAUGGAUGCUUCAUUUCCAUUAUGGCCCCCAUUGCCUUUGAGUUAGUUGGUGCCCAGGAUGUCUCACAAGCAAUUGGAUUUCUACUCGGAUUCAUGUCUAUACCCAUGACUGUGGGCCCACCCAUUGCAGGGUUACUCCGUGACAAGCUGGGCUCCUAUGAUGUGGCAUUCUACCUCGCUGGAAUCCCUCCCCUUAUUGGAGGUGCUGUCCUUUGUUUUAUCCCAUGGAUCCAUAGUAAGAAGCAAAGAGAGAUCAAUAAAACCACUGGAGGAGAAAAGAUGGAGAAAAUGUUGGAGAACCAGAACUCUCUGUUGUCAAGCUCAUCUGGAAUCUUUAAGAAGGAAUCUGACUCUGUUAUUUAAUGUCUUAUAUACCUCCACCAGACUGGACUUGCUUUUAGAAGUUUAAGCAAGUUUUCCUUUUAUAUGAAUUGCAAAUUUCUUAUUUUUUUAAUCACAUCCUAGGAAUAGCACAAUAAUUGGGAAAUAGAACCUUAUUACUACAAGAAUCAUUUUCUGCCACUGAAAAGCUGUCCAAUAUUUCCAUGAGUCUGAGGCCGGAGACUCAGACUCAAUUUCAUGUACAAGAAAACCUGUCUGAAAGUCAAAUAUUAUGAGAAUAUGAAGCUAUCUCAGUAAAAAGUAACUUCAGAAACUGUGAGCACUAUUUAGCUUAUACAAAUAUUUAAAAAUACCUCAAGCUGUAUUGAAAGGGUUGCAGUUUGGUUAGGACUGGAAAUAUUGUUUGUCUCACUUGGCGUUUUUAGUUUUGGUAUCUUUAAUUUCUUCUGCUAUUUGGAAACAAAAUUUAAGCCUGGAUUCUAGAUAAUAUCAGAUCUACUUAAAUCUCAAGUCUAGUUAAAAUUGCUCCCCUGCUCUUAAAUAAGCUUUGAAAGUAAGUUAUUCUGACUUGCUCCAGUGUCAAGGGACCUUUUUGGAGCAGGUACUGACAAGGUGUUCAGAAUCGAGGUGUGAGAUGAACAGGAUCAUGUUCAUAAGGGCAGAACAGUUCAGAAAUCAGACAUUUCUUCCAUUUACAUUUUUCCCCUUUGGAUUUGCAGUGUGUUUUACUCAAGUAGCCAGAAACACCCCAGAUUUCUGAAUUUGUUUAAAUUGUAACAAUAAAGUAAAAUAGAAGAAUUGAAAGAUAUUCUGGCAUUUUAACUUAGAAUUUUUCUGACUUCUGAUUUGUUGCUCAGUAAGACUUUGUUUAAAUAUCAGGUCCUAGUGCAUGUUAUCAAGUUGCAGUUUUAGGCACAAAUGGGAAAAAAACAUUUGUGAAGAAAAUAUCUAUUUCUGAUAGAAAGAAUUGCUCAAAUCGGUAAAACUUUCUGACAAAACUUUGCGUUCAUAUGUACUUAUCCUAUUGUGUUCCCCUUUAACAUUGCCUGUAUUUUUAAAAAUAUUUUUAUACACAGACAAAUAUAAGAAGGCUAUUUGAGUUUUAAAGACUUAAAAUUAAAACCGAAGUCAUGACAUGACCCAUAUUCAUCUAAAAAACAUCAGAACACGUCCCUCAGUCCUGAAAUUAUAUUUUAGUACAUUUUUCUUUCUUAUUUAGGUCUUUAAGUUAAUAAUGUACAAAGCAUAUUUAAAUCCUAAAUACAUAUGUAUUUUAGAUCUUCCUCAAAUGUAGCUUGUUCACCUGGGAAAAUGCUGUUUUUAUAAAGCACCUCCAGGAUUCACCUGUUUCUAAAGUCUCUGUGCUGAGAGAAAUGAAACCUAUUAUCUCCCUACUUCUCUUUUCAGCUUCGAUCGUUUGUGAAAGGCAAAGUCCUUCCAUUCCUGUCUCUAGCUGAGGAUGGAGAUGCCUGGAAAGCGUAUGGAUUUGCAGUUGUUGAUGGGAAAGGAGGGCAGGCAGGGGGAGGAGCAAAGUGAGGCUGUUAACUAAACAUCUAGAAAACCCAGUAACUUUUCCUUUUAGUAUC